UUGUCAUUCCUUGGAAUCGGGAACAAGAUCAGGAGAUUGGAAACAAGAACGCAGCUUCAUGCAUCGAGACAGGUCGAUCAGCCGGCUAACGCGAACACCGACGGCCGCCACGAGGAGACCGCCCUUAGACCUGAACGGCUCUGCUCACAGCAUGACACCACUGCCGCGCAGUGCGAGUCUGUCCCCUUCCUUCCAGGACUGGAAGCAAGAGAAGCUGGCCAAGGCCCUCCUUGAACUCGAGGCAGGCAGCCGUUCACACGCCUCGUCAAUCGCCGACCCAACGGAACCUUCAUUGGCAGCAGGGACCCCGCCAACGUUCGAACGCGAGCCCAUCCUUGGCGUGCCCAUCCAGGCUUCGGCAGCGUCCAACCAGCUGGCCAUCCGAAUAGCGAGCGUAGUGGUCGCCCUGCUGCUCCUUCUCGUGGUGCUCGUCUACUUCAACCUGAGCGCCAUACACCGGCGCUGAGCCAUUGCAGACAUCUGUGUGGGCCACGUGCAGAUACGUGG
This is a messenger RNA of Rhipicephalus sanguineus (brown dog tick), 507 nucleotides long. RefSeq lists its product as uncharacterized. The coding region runs from base 59 to 466 and encodes 135 amino acids. The record is from RefSeq and is a predicted model, not a curated record. The transcript is spliced from 2 exons. Lineage: Eukaryota; Metazoa; Arthropoda; Arachnida; Ixodida; Ixodidae.